Messenger RNA from Necator americanus (New World hookworm), 4785 nucleotides. RefSeq lists its product as uncharacterized. The transcript has 41 exons. Gene Ontology annotation, biological process: transcription initiation at RNA polymerase II promoter; tRNA processing. Gene Ontology annotation, molecular function: chromatin binding; RNA polymerase II general transcription initiation factor activity; transcription cis-regulatory region binding. Gene Ontology annotation, cellular component: nucleolar ribonuclease P complex; transcription factor TFIID complex. NCBI's taxonomy places the organism in Eukaryota, Metazoa, Nematoda, Chromadorea, Rhabditida, Ancylostomatidae. The record is from RefSeq and is a predicted model, not a curated record. The coding region runs from base 1 to 4785 and encodes 1594 amino acids.
AUGUCUUUAGAGACCGAAGAAGGGACACAAGAUGUGUGCGAAGCUAUGAAGACUCUGAGGAUCGGCAUUGCACCGAUUAAAGCGGAGUUCUUAUUGCCAAAAUGUGAUCAGUCUCAAACAAUAUCGCAAGAAUCCUCUUCUAAUGGGAUCAUCCCAAAUGAAGAUCAAGAAGGUGGCUCGGGUACUGAGGCGAAGAAACGAGAUAAAAAGAACAGAAAAGGAAUGAACAAGAACAGGAUGAAAGAGAUGAAGCAAGCCGAAACACUAAUACGGGCUGCUAGUACUAGGUUAUGUCCAUCUAUCAUUCAACCUGUGAAGUGCAAGUUCGGUGAUAGUUGUUGCCUGGAGCAUGACAUACCGACGUUUCUCGCCAAGAAACCUCCAGAUAUUGGCCAAAUUUGUCCACUGUUUGAAGCAAGAGGAACUUGUCCAUUCAGCUUUGCAUGUCGUUUUGGUGGUGCCCACACUGAUGCGACGGGAAAGCAGAUCUCCAAGGAAACUGACUUUCCUUACCAAGAAACGAUCAACGCCUCCUCAAUCCAGAUUCAGAUUGCUCUUAGGAAACGAACUUUUAAUUUCAGACGUUCUGAUGAGGGAAACUUGCCAUUCCGUCGCCUUUGUGUGGAGUAUGGUGCAGAUAUUACAUGUGGUGAAAUGGCAUUGGCCACUAGCCUUCUGUCAGGAACGCCGUCAGAAUAUUCCUUAGUGAAAAGACAUCCAUCUGAGAAAAUCUUCGGUAUUCAAUUAGCCGGCGGCUUCCCUGAUACAAUGGCAAAAUCUGCUCAGAUUCUUGUUGAUGAAAUGGAAAUAGAUUUUAUUGAUAUAAAUUUGGGAUGUCCAAUAGACGUUGUAAACCAGAAAGGAGGUGGUUGUGCUUUGGCGAAUCGUUCGAAUAAAUUGGUGGAAGUGAUCUCAGCAAUGCGAGGUGUAAUGCGUGGUGUGCCACUUACUGUGAAAAUCCGCUCUGGACUUAAGGAAGGAGUUCUUACAGCCGACGAAACCAUUAGAACUAUGGUCGGAUCUUGCAAACCGGAUCUUAUUACAUUUCAUCCUAGAAGCAAAGAACAAAGGUACACAAAAUUGGCAAAUUGGGAGUUCGUUAAUCCAUGCCUCAGUGCAUGCGGCGAUGUUCCUCUCUGGGUGUGUGGCGAUAUACUCAGCUGGGAAGACUAUUAUCAGAGAAUUGAACAGUAUCCGAUUAGUGGCGUUAUGAUUGGACGAGGUGCUCUCAUUAAGCCUUGGAUUUUCAUUGAAAUAGAGGAACGUAGGACAUGGGAUAUUUCUGCGAAUGAACGUUUAGAACUGCUAAAAAAGUAUAUUCCUGUGGGUCUCCUUGAACGGCUUCCACAACGAAUCAAUGAUCGUCCUCCACUUUAUCGAGGUCGAAAUGAACUGGAAACAUUGUUGAGUAGUCCCCGUGCAGCCGAUUGGAUUGAGAUAAGCCGCAUGUUGUUAGGACCUACUCCCGAAGGGCUUGGUGUCAUGAAGCGAGAAGCUUCGGCCAUGGACUGGACGUCCAUGAAUGGCGCUGACGCAAAACCACCUGUGCUCGAUCGCGUAGCUCCUUAUACAAUUCAGGCACAAGUGAACGGAAAUGAUGCAGCGGGAGAUCGACACCAACAAGGUCAGCAGGGAGAUGGUGGUGGUGCUGCAAAUGGUGAAAUCGAUGAUGAUUUACAAGCAGCUCCUGGUAUCGAAGUACGCGGCGAAAUUCGCGUUCUUGCGCAAACGGUAGUUAUUUCUGAUGUAUCCUUCCCUGGCGAAUCGUUCAGCGUUCACACAGAGAUCACAGCGUUGCCACUUUCCUCAGAUCUAAAAAAUAUUCAUUUACACUUGGGAUCAUGUGCCCAUCUACCUAGCGAAACAGGACAUAAUGGAAGAGUAACGAUAAACAGUGUUGAAUGUUUAUAUUCUCGCAUAUCCGAGCCAGUGCUUUCUGGGCACGUAACUAGUGCUUCGAUUAUGGAGGGAUUGCCACGAUACUAUGACUCCAUAAAAGAAAAAGAUGCUUUCUUGGAAAUUGUCAUCCCAGAUGCCCUCAGACUUACUGUUCAGCUUUUGAAGUGCAUUACGAUUGCUGUCGAUGUGGUAGUAAGGAAACCAACACAGGGUAUCCAGUUCGUAUAUAACCUUGCUGUAGAUGGAACAAUAGAUAAAGGGGCACAUCUGUUCACGUACAGAAGCUCUCUUCUAACAAGCACGCGCGAAUGGCUUCCGUGUGUAGAUGCCCCGGAUCAGCUGGCACUUUGGCGUUUACACCUAACAUGCGAAAGCUGGAUGACUGCUGUGGCAAGCGGAGAUCUAGUUGGAUUUGAUAGCCAUUCUGACAAACGCUUAAGAACCUGGAACUACCAACAGUUAGUGCCAACUGCAGCUUGCAACAUUGGAUUUGCGAUUGGACAAUUCUCUACCUACACACUGCCGGAUAUGGCUGAAAUUACCAGCUUUGCACCUGUUGGGCUGCUUUCGCUCUUGAAACAUACGGUUGCGCCACUUGACAAGAUUCUGGAAUAUUUCGAAGAGCUAUUAUCUUGCCGGUUCCCUUAUCCUACAUACAAACAGGUUUUUGUAGAUAUGAUUCCUGAUGAAGUCACAUGCUAUAGCAGCAUGUCGAUUUUUUCGCUGAGUACUCUUCAUCACAAAAAGAUCAUUGACGUUGUUCAGGAGUGUCGUCAGCUACUUGCAUUAGGAGCAUCACAACAGUUUUUCGGCUGCUUCAUCUCUCCAGCACAUUUUCUGGAUUGGUGGUUAGUGCGCUCUCUGUCAAAAUUCAUAACUUCAUUAUACAUCGAGAAAAUAUUUGGCACAAGCGAGUAUCUUUUUCAAAUCAAGAAAUUAUUAAAUGCUGUGUGCGAUUACGAAUCCCAGUGGGGAAAGAUUAUCUUGCGGCCAUCAGUCGAAGUACCUGGUCGCAUGAAUUUGCACUGCGAACCAAGAUGUGAACAUACUUGCUCUCCACUCUAUGCGGAUAACAUGGCGAAGAAAGGACAUCUAGCAAUGCGAAUGCUCAGCAAGAGACUGGGACAGGAGCCGUACUUCCAAGUCCUGCACAAAAUCCUCUCAGUGGGCCAGCAAAUGGCGGAGAAACGUGACAGACCAGCCACAUGGACGCAUCUCGUUGUAUCCACGGAAACAUUUUUCCGAACAGUCACCAACGUAACUGGACAGGAGAUACCUACUUUCAUGGAACAGUGGAUUCAUAAUGGGGGGCACGCAUCGUUUCGAGUGCAAUAUGUGUUCAAUCGCAAGCGGAACAUGAUAGAGUUAGAAGUGAGGCAAAAAGUCGAACCUGGAAAUGGGCGGUUAAGGUACGUCGGUCCGCUCACGGUUUUGGUCCAAGAACUGGAUGGCUCCUUCUCACAUACAGUUCAAAUUGAUGGGGACAUUUCCAGAGCAGAUCUUCAGUGCCAUUCAAAGGGAAGACGGCAGAAAAAGAAACGUGUCCCUCUGUAUUCUGGCGACGACGUUGAAGUGGAUUUGAGCAACAUGGAUCCAGAUUCUCCAGUUUUGUGGAUAAGACUCGAUCCUGAGCUCCAUCUCAUAAGGAAUAUGGUGAUCAACCAGCCUGAUUAUCAGUGGGAAUAUAUGUUGAGAUAUGAGCGGGAUGUUCUAGCACAGCUUCAGGCAUUAGACCGUUUACAAUUAUGCCCUAAUCCCCAGAGCAGAGAUGUGUUGUUGGAAACAAUUUCUAAUGACAACUUCUUCUACAGAGUACGAAGCCAUGCUGCAUAUGCGCUUACUGAGGUCUUGAAUAAAAUGCCGGAGACGUGGUCGGGUGUCCCUGCUCUUUUAAGCUUGUACAGAAAAAUCUAUGGUGCAAAGUCCUGCCCCAUGCUCCCGAGAUCUAACAAUUUCGUAGUUACUUCGCAAAAUCUUCAGCAAUACUUUCUGCAACAGGCACUUCCUCAAGCGUUAGCAAGAAUGCGAACAAAUGGUAUGGCUUUGCAAGAAGUACAGUGCUUCAUUGUUGAUUAUAUUCGAUAUAAUGACAAUUCGAUAAAUAGAUAUGCGGAUGACCAUUACCGUGCUUCUUUGCUAAAUGCAUUGGCAGCUUGUGUAGCUCCAGUGAACACUUUGGGUGGAGGAAAUUAUAUACCGGAUGCUUUAAGUUGGGAGAUGAAUGAAGUAGUUGAGGAAACAACACAUGCUCUCAACAUGGACACUAUUAAGCCGUCUUUCCGCCACGUUGUAGGCGUGGCAGCGCUUUCAGUCAUUCAUCAUAUGCAACGUAAUGGUCACAUACCUUCGGACUCAAAAAUCUUCUGGGUGUUCGCAGCCCCGAAGUUGUGUGUGAACAUGCGCAAAGCUGCUCUUCAUAUUAUCGUCGAGCGAUUAUCACAGUCACGUAAGAAGCAAUCUACUAAUGAUCUUAUGCGCUUAUUAUCCAUGUUGGCACAAGAUACAGAUCCGGCGAUUCGAUUACACAUCGCUACGCUGCUAGCACUUAUGCCGCCUUUUAGUGCUCAUGAAUGCACUGACACUGGUCCAACAAAUCCGUGCAAUACAGUCCAAGUCGCUGAUGAGCUUUGGUCGCUUAUGAGCAAAACCUCUUUGGACUCCCGUGUUCGAAUGCUGCUUAUGGACUUAUACUUCUCCUUAUACGGUAUGGCCACUCCGUUCGUAAAAGGAGGUCCAGCCAUGAUUUCUGGACACCAGCGUGCAAAGCGGCGGCCGUGUGAGGGUAAAUCCAAUGUCUCUGGAUGGCACAAUGAAAUUCUGGAUGGCGAACAACCACCCUCGCCAGAAUCAAGAUCUUUCAGUGAAGAUAUUGACAUGCUACAAUAG